Gymnodraco acuticeps is the source of this 4373-nucleotide messenger RNA. RefSeq names its product testis expressed 2, like (gene tex2l). Bases 315 to 3455 code for a protein of 1046 amino acids. Gene Ontology annotation, cellular component: endoplasmic reticulum. The record is from RefSeq and is a predicted model, not a curated record. Gene Ontology annotation, molecular function: lipid binding. Lineage: Eukaryota; Metazoa; Chordata; Actinopteri; Perciformes; Bathydraconidae. The transcript has 12 exons.
AUCAGUUUGGUGAGCUGUGAUUCUCGGCAGCGCAUGACACAUCUGGAUGGAGGCAGUCGGUGAAGGGGAGGUGUGUGUGUGUGAGAGAGAGAGAGAGAGAGAGAGAGAGAGAGAGAGAGAGAGAGAGAGAGAGAGAGAGAGAGGGAGACAGAGAGAGGGAGAGAGAGACAGAGAGAGAGAGAGAGAGAGGCAGCACAUACUCAGUCCGCGGAACCUCGCGCACACAAAUGGAGAGGGAACCAGCAGAAGGCAUUAUUUCUCCAUGCACCGAAUUAUUUUUCCUGUGCCUUGGCGGUGCGAUGUAAAGUCAAGAGAUGGCUGAGAAUAAAACUAAUGGGGACAGAAGAAGUGAGGAUGAAGGAAGAGGAAGAGGCGGACUAACUAAAUCGUCCUCAAACCCCAGUCGUGGACAAUCCCCAGGGACCAAGAGGCAUCUUCCUCGAGGGAUUGUGAUCCAGCUUACCGGGACAGAGGGAGAAUGGGACAGUCUGGACGACAGUGAGCUCAUCUUCUCCCUCGACCACGAAGACGACUACCCCUCCAUAUCUCUAUCCAAAGUAAGGCAGCUUUCUGUCGAGGAUGACAGAAAGUUGCAUUCCCAAGCUUUCCACGUUCCACUUUCCCCCUCUUCUCCUGGCUCUCUGGGAAACCUCUCCACCACCGGUUCCAGCUUCCUUUCCCCAACCGUUUCCUCUCCCAGCCAUAGACCCCUCUCAAAGUCUCUCUCGACGGAGCUGGAUAUCAAAGAAGGUGCCACUCUCAGACCUAAACCCUUUCUCAGCCUCGUGAAGUCGAUAUCCACCGAGAUCUCCCGCUCAGAGCCGGCGGUGUCGCAGUCAAAAUCAGACUCCCGCUUGAACCUCCAUCUGUGGAAGCAGCUCACCCAAAAACCAAAAACCCGAAGCAAUGGCGACUCUCGCACUGCGCCGCCGUCUCCAUGCGCCCACUCCCCAAGUGGAGAGGGGCGAGUGGGUUUCUUCAAAAUGGAGUUGGAGGACACCAAGAGGAAACUCUCGGAGGCCGUGCACGAGCCUCUGAGCAGCAUGUUCAGUAAGAUCAUGAGAGAAGAUAGCGCAAUGAGUCCCAAACACCAGACUAAAAGCCAGGGGGCUCAGCAGGUCAGCUCCAGAAGUUUAGGGCGUGAAGGUAGCACUGACACAAAUCUCUCCGAAUCUCCUGUGAGGAACACUAAGAGAACAGACGCUGACGUAUUGCCAGUGUUUGACUGGCCUUCUGUUAAAUCUCCUGGGAGAAUCCACCAUAUUUCCUGUCCUUUGCAUCACAACAGACAACAUCAAAGGGAUGAGGAGCUGGAAAUAUGUACAGAUGGAGACGUGAUGCAAGUGUUAGCCGUGGAGUCUCAUAGGCAGGCGAGGAGAUCACCUACCGAUGAACCACCCAUGGUUAGGACUUCUUCUCUUUCUCAGCCCCAUCCUCUUCCACGCAUGACUUUGUUCAGCGUUGCAUUGCUCUCCUAUGGAUACUUCAUCCUGCCUCUCAGUCCGUACGUCUCUGGCCUGGCUCUGGGAUUAGCUUUGGGCUUCUUGCUGGGACUGUUGCUCAUUAGGAUGGGUACCCCCAGGUCCCGCUGCUCGGAUCCUUCGUACAGACCAACACAGACUCUGCUGGGAGAGGAGAUCCUGACAGGUGCCACCAUCAGCUCUGAACCUGACACUCUGAAGGGCUGGAUGAAUGAAAUACAUGAUUACGACCCAGAAACCUUCCAUCCAGCUCUGACUCAUUCGGUGUUUUCCUCCCUGGAGGGCUCCUCUCUCCGUCUGGACUCUCCGCGAAACAACAUCAGCCGCAGGGCCGCAUACGAUGAGAGGGUCCAGGAGGCCGCCUUCGUCAAGUCACGCUCCUUCCAGCUCGCAAAAAGCAAAGUAUUCCUGCUGCCACCUGUUCUGGCUCGGAAGAGGAUGUGGAACCCAAAGUAUCCCAUCUGCAUCCAACUGGCCGCCGGAGCGAACUCUCAGGAGGACGAGGGAGGAAAGUGGGAGGAGAGUCGGGAAGAGGGACCGGAACCUGGAAGUCCUCAACAAAGAUCCAUUCCCAGGACCCUUUACCUCUUCGGACGCACAGGAAGAGAGAAAGAAGAGUGGUUUCGUCACUUCCUGCUAGCGUCCACGGAUCCAGAGAGGGAAAAGGAGAGAGAGCCAGGCAGAUGUGAGUCCAGAUUGGGUGACCCAGCGUUGGCACACAGCGUUUCUGCCCAAGCUAACGUCCCGAGCAACAGAGGCCCAAGCAGAAUAGGCAGCAGUGAUGAAGACGCCACCUUCAUCCCUCCAGCACCCAGCCUCCCUGUCAGUCAGACCUCCAGCAGCACCAGGGGCCUUUCCCUGCUAGACUACCAGGGAUACAUGUCCCGUCUCCUGGCCAAGGAGGAGCUCACCCCCCUUUCCAGUCCUGGAGCCAGCAGCAGUGCAGAACCGAGCCCCACCACCAUCAAAGGGAAUUGUACCUGCGAUUUAGCAGAGCAUCCUGGGACGAGCCAGACUGCGUGGGCCAACGCUCUAAUUGGUCGACUCUUCUGGGACUUCCUGCGAGAGAAGCACUGGGCCGAUGUGGUUUCCUGCAAGAUCCAGAAGAAGCUGAGCAAAAUCAGACUGCCUUACUUUAUGAAUGAGUUGACUCUGACUGAGCUGGAUAUGGGCAGCUCUGUGCCGCAAAUCACCGCUACCUCCAGACCAGAAGUCAACCACAGAGGCCUGUGGGUGGAACUGCAGCUGGUUUACACCGGCGCCUUGCAGAUGACCCUGCAGACCAAGUUCAACCUGUCCAAGCUGGGGAAAGAGGGCGGUCAUGAUGCAGAUUGUACGACAGAAACUCGUAGCCCAUGCUGCAGGCCAAUCUUCAGCGUGUUGGCGGACAGCGACGAGGAGUCCUCCAGCGCUGGGUCCUCUGAUGAGGAAGAGCUGCUCCUAUCAGAGCCUCAGGGCCCGGUGGGAGACAAGGGAUCCACACCAGCUACUGAUGGGACAGGGGGCGGAAAGACUGGGAGGAAGAUUUUGAGGUUUGUGGACAAAAUCGCUAAAUCCAAGUAUUUCCAGAAGGCGACGGAGAACGAGUUCAUAAAGAAGAAGUUUGAGGAGAUGUCCAACACGCCCCUGCUGCUCACUGUGGAGGUUCAGGAGCUGUCGGGCACUCUGGUCGUCAACAUCCCACCGCCCCCUACGGACAGGAUAUGGUACAGCUUCUGCGUUCCCCCCAAACUGGACCUGCGUGUCCGUCCCAAACUCGGGGAGAGGGAGGUGACUUUCUGUCAUGUGACCGAGUGGAUUGAAAAGAAACUGCAGGAUGAGUUCCAGAAAGUGUUUGUGAUGCCAAAUAUGGACGACAUAUACAUACCCCUGAUGCAUUCUGGGACGGUCAGCCCUGGAGCCUCUCAGUCCCAGCGCUCCCACUGCUCCUCCACAGAGUCCAUCGAGAGGAUGCCCCCCGAGAUCUCAGUCUGACUAGUGCCUCGUGUUGAUGAUCACAUAUAAGGAGCGUUGUGGGUAAUAUUCAGAGGAAAAAAACUCUGAAUUUUAGAGAUUAAACCUGCAGUUAGUAAAAAUAUGGUUACAUUUGCUGAGACUGUCACUUAAUCAUGACAGAUAUUCUUUGAACAAGUCAUGUUCCUUUUAAAGUCAUACAUUUGCCAGAAGAAAGUUGGACAAGUGUUAAAUAUACAAGAAGAAGAGAGAUAGUCAGAUAAUAUGACCAAUAUUUUACUUUAUACAUUUAUGACCCUAAUUUUCAGACUUUUAAAUGUAUUUCUUCAAUAUUACCCCCCUUGCGGUCUUUACCCUGCAAAUUGGAUCCCUAUAUUAUAAGUGGGAACAGGGGAGAAGCAGAGAAAAUGAGAACAUCAAGUAACAUUUUGCUCUAAAGGUUUCAAAAGCUCUCAAACCGAUUUAUACUUUGAGUUUUUUAAGGUCUGAUGUUUAGCGCUGCAGGUGUUUGGGUGGCUAAUGGAGAAUCUGGGGUUUGUUUGUUCAGAUUCCUGUGCAUAGUGUGCAAACAAAGAACUACAAGUGUUACCUUUUACAAACGUUUACAUGGAAAUGAUCCCUAUGAGAUUAUGUAAAUAUCUGUAUUUUUUUUUGCUGCUUUGAUGUUUACAGCUUAAUGUAAUUUUGGAUAUAAAUGAUGGACUUUAUUAAAUAAAACCUAAGUAAAACAUUUGCCAUUUUGUAUCUCCUCCAUGACACAGCUAAUGAGAAAUGUUUAUGAGACAAGAAACACAUGACAUUUCCUCAUUAGAUGAUUAUGGUAAGAAACGCUCAUGAAAUAAAGAAAAAAAAAAUCAAUGAUGAAGAAGUAAAGCAGGAAAGGAAUGAUCCCAACUAGGGAUGGGUAUCGAGAACCGGUACUAAGUCAGUACCGGUACC